This is a messenger RNA of Aspergillus nomiae NRRL 13137, 2607 nucleotides long. RefSeq names its product class III chitinase ChiA1 (gene chiA1). NCBI's taxonomy places the organism in Eukaryota, Fungi, Ascomycota, Eurotiomycetes, Eurotiales, Aspergillaceae. The coding region runs from base 1 to 2607 and encodes 868 amino acids. The transcript has 3 exons. Gene Ontology annotation, molecular function: chitinase activity. The record is from RefSeq and is a predicted model, not a curated record. Gene Ontology annotation, cellular component: extracellular region. Gene Ontology annotation, biological process: carbohydrate metabolic process.
AUGGUAUUCAUCAAAAGUCUCGCCGUCGCUACGGCAGUCUCAGCCGUCUCUCCUUUGGUGCAUGCCUUCGACGCCCAGUCGAAGUCCAAUGUUGCAGUCUACUAUGGCCAAGGGGCUAACCAGCCGCGCCUCAGCCAUUUCUGUCAAGAGUCGGCACUAGAUAUCAUCAACAUUGGAUUUGUCAAUGGAUUUCCUGAUCAGAGCCCUGCCAAUUGGCCUGGCAGUAACUUUGGCAACCAAUGUGAUGGACUGACCUACGAGAUUGGCGGGAUCAAGACCGACUUGCUCUCAGGCUGCCAUCAGAUCAUGGAAGAUAUUCCCAUCUGCCAGGCAGCCGGCAAAAAGGUUCUAUUGUCCAUAGGAGGUUCUACCCCCGACAAUCAGGAACUCCUCUCAACAGAGAGUGCUAUUGGAUUUGCCGAAUUUCUCUGGGCAUCCUUUGGUCCCGUGGACGAUACUUGGGUGGCAUGGGGCGGUCCCCGUCCGUUUGGCAACGUAUCCGUCGAUGGGUUUGACUUCGAUAUAGAGCACAACGGUGGUUUUGGGUACGGAGCUAUGGUCACCCGCUUUCGUGAGCUUUUUGCCCAAAAACCUGAUCAGAACUUCUACCUGUCUGGGUCCCCUCAAUGCCAUAUACCUGAUAAGCAACUGAGCCUCGCCAUUGCAACAUCCGCAUUUGACUUUGUCUGGGUGCAAUUUUACAAUAACGAUGAUUGUUCUGCUCGUAAUUUCGUUACUGGGGAGGGUUUCAACUUUGACGCCUGGGUCGAUAUCAUCAAGUCUGGCGGGAACCCAGCUGCAAAGCUCUUCGUCGGCCUGCCUGGCAGUGAAGCUGCGGCGCUUGAUGGGUACUACUUGACUCCUGAUGAGGUCGAGCCUUUGGUCAAAAAAUACAUGAGGCUUUAUCCUGAUACAUUCGGAGGUAUCAUGGUUUGGGAAGCGACCCAGUCUGACCGGAACAAAAUCAACGGGACUAGCUACGCAGACAACAUGAAGAGAAUCCUGACUGAACUGGAUCCUACGCCUCCCGCUCCGACGAGGUCCCCUUCUAGCUCCGCUAUCGCAUCAAGCACUCUCAUUCGGUCGAGUACUCCAGUCAUUUCUGGAAUACCAACGCUGUCAAGCACUCCUGCUCAGUCCAGCUCGCUAGCCGCUUCUUCAACCCCGUUGACGUCUAGCACACCUGGCCAUUCUAGCUUUCCUAUCGCAUCAAGCACUCCCAUCCAUUCUAGCACACCUGCCCAAUCGAGCACUCUUAUUGUGUCCAGCAGCCCUACUCGGUCCAGCACGCCUGUCCGGUCUAGUACUCCAAUUCGUUCAAGCACCCCUAUUGCGUCAAGCAGUGCUAUCCAGUCUAGCACACCUGUUCAGUCUAGCACACCUGUUCAGUCUAGCACACCUGUUCAGUCUAGCACACCUGUUCAGUCUAGCACACCUGUUCAGUCUAGCACACCUGCUCAGUCAAGCACACCUGCUCAGUCAAGCACUCUAGCACGGUCCAGUACUCCAGUUCAUUCCAGCACUUUAGCUCACUCAAGCACCCCUAUUGUGUCCAGCAUUCCUGUCCGGUCUAGCACUCCCAUUCACUCUAAUACUCCUAUUAUAUCAAGAAGUACUGUCCAGUCCAGUGCCCCGCCUCACUCAAACACUGCUACUGCAUCGAGCACACUAGUUCAUUCAAGCACCCUUAUUCAGUCAAGACCCCCGUCAUCAUCAAGCAUAAUUGCCCAAUCAAGUACCCCAGCCAGAUCUGCAACUACGUCAACGCCUAGCGUCCCUCGUUGGUCGUCUACCCCGGCCACAUCCAGUGCACAAUCUGCAUCUGCCACUGCCAGUCACUCGAGCUCGCCUAUCAGCUCUAUGUCUUCGCUAACAUCUGGGACCCUGACGAUAUCGAGCUCAUCAGUUUCCCCAGGGACACCAUCUGCCUCGGCCAUUCUGACAGAGACGAUUUCGCCAAUACCUUCCGGAACACCCAUUCAUUCUGGGAACACCGUUUCUUCCGGGGAGCUUACCUCGUCGAGCACUCCAGCUCCUUCCCCCCCGCCGGCCACUUCCGGGGGCCCAGGUCUGUCAAGCUCAGCAACAGUUUCCGAAAACCACUCGCCUACUAAGACGGACGUGUCGACAACGUCCAAUUCAACUGGUAUUCCGGCACCCUCCACUGUAGCUGCACCAUCUACUACUUCUACUUCAAACUCCUCAAGCACUUCCACUACCAGUUCAGACCAAACAGGUCAAUCCAGCCUUACCCAGUCGCAUACUUCCCAUAGUACUACUGCCUCCUCGUCGACCCACGCAGCCACAUCGGCGGGCGCGGGACCGGACAACGGAAACGCAACAGUUACGAGUACGAUUACUUCCGGAAUAGCGACUCCUACCGUCACACCUACAGGUACUACCUCGGAGCCUCUCACUGUCACGACUGUUAUCGUCACCUCGUACGUUGAUAUCUGUCCCACGGGGUUCACGACGAUCACCACGACUUAUACCACGACAUACUGCCCUGGGACAGUAUCCGCAACCGCUACAGCUACGAACCUUCCCUCUGGAUCUGGGUCCCAGACCGCUAUCUCUACUCCCCCUGAGGCUGGACCUCAACUGUGA